AUGCUGAACAAGAGAUUCGGAAGCUGGAUUAAAAUGACCCAUACACACUAUGUUCACGCAGAAAUGUUUUGUUGCACGUUUGGUCGUAAACGUAAAUCAGAAGGUCUGAAUGUGAAUAAAAAACCGUCUAAAUUUUUAAAUUGCCAAUCGAUGUUUCGCGUAAGAUUGGAGGGUCAACAAUACGUUAUAAAAUCUUACAACAUGUCUCACAACCAUCGGUGUACUAGUUCGUGGAUGGUUUGUGAUCCGUUGAGUAAACGAUUGUCAUCAGAAGAAAAAGAAAACUUGAAACCAGUUAUAUUGCACUGUCAGUCGACGGACGAAGUUAUCGAAAGUAUUAUGGAAAGAACAGGUAAGCAGGUGACCGCUGCUGAUGUGAAAAAUAUGAAAGCUGAACUCUCCACUGGUAAGUGUAUAUAA
This is a messenger RNA of Schistosoma guineensis, 420 nucleotides long. NCBI's taxonomy places the organism in Eukaryota, Metazoa, Platyhelminthes, Trematoda, Strigeidida, Schistosomatidae. The record is from the annotation of a GenBank genome assembly.